Apis cerana (Asiatic honeybee) is the source of this 685-nucleotide messenger RNA. Its product is annotated as protein POLR1D. The record is from RefSeq and is a predicted model, not a curated record. NCBI's taxonomy places the organism in Eukaryota, Metazoa, Arthropoda, Insecta, Hymenoptera, Apidae.
UUUAAAAAUUAUAGAUAGUAUUAAUUUUCUUAUAUGUAAAUUAAAAUUAUUUUAAUUAAAAAAUGUAAAAUGUAAAUUAUUGUAUAUGAAAAUUUAUAAAUUUAUAAUUUAUAAUAUAUUUAAAAUUGUAUACAUUAAUAAAAAAUUAUAUAUAUAAUUUAGUUUGUAUUUGUAAGUAACUUAUGACAUAAAGUUAACCUUAAUACAUCAAAUAUCAUUGUCUAUGCUAAUCCGAAAAUUAAAAAACGAAAAAAAUUAAAUAUUGAUAAAAUGGAUGACGAAACCUUAAAUAGACUUGCAGUUGAAGCAUUAUUGGAAGAAGCAAAACUUGGAGCAAAAAGAGCAGAAAUAAUGGGUCCUAGUGGAUGGAUAAAACCAAAAGAAUGUAUUAAUAAAAGAUUUCUUCAUUCAACAUUACGGAAUGUUGUUCUUUCAAAUAAAUAUCAAUUGAAAAGAAAAAGUGAAAAGCAGUUGCGUAUACCUGAGAGUAAAUUAAAAUAAUUGAAAAUAUGAACUAAUUCUACUAUUAAUGUAUUAAAGUAAUGUAUUUAUGUAAUGUCCUUUUUUUCCUUUUAUUUAAAAUCAAACAUCCUAAUAUUAUUGAAAUUCAUUUUAUUUAGUAAACUAUUAAUUAAAUGUAAUUUUUAUUAAAUUGAAUAAAUAAAAAAAUACACUUAAUAAGUAA